Molecule: messenger RNA, 1715 nt
Organism: Ixodes scapularis (black-legged tick)
Lineage: Eukaryota; Metazoa; Arthropoda; Arachnida; Ixodida; Ixodidae
Product: tyrosine-protein phosphatase non-receptor type 2
Exons: 9
Coding region: 289-1563 (424 amino acids)
Biological process (GO): protein dephosphorylation
Molecular function (GO): protein tyrosine phosphatase activity
Source: RefSeq, a predicted model, not a curated record
GUCAGACUGGCGUAGUAUAUGUCCACGUAAAACUAAGGGGACGCGGGCUUCCCUGGCGCCUGGCGGCCUGGCCUUAGCUGUGGCUCUCCGGCUUGCUCUGUUUCUGUACCUCUCUUGUGCUCUUGUGUUGUGUGCCGCUGUGCGUGUUUGUGUGGGUGCUUGUGCGCGCUCUUCGUUGCCGUGUUCCUUGUUGCGCGGGGCAGUACAUUUUGAAAAGAUGUGCGCUACGAGCCGAAACGGACCAAGUGUGGCGGGCAGGAGGUAACCCAUCCUUGCGUCCAUGCGGAGAUGGAACAGGAAUUUGAAGAGAUCGACUCUAAAAACUCGUGGAAUUCCGUGUACCAGAAAAUCAGGCACAAGUCCAGCAACUAUGACUACGCGUUUAAAGACGCACGUCGACCGGACAACCGGAACCUAAAUCGCUACAGGGAUGUCAACCCAUACGACCACAGCCGGGUGGUCCUGCGGAGGGGUGACAAGGACUACAUCAACGCCAGCCUGGUGGAGGUGAAGGCGGCCAAGCGCAGCUACAUCCUCACCCAGGGUCCCCUCCAGUCAACGACCAGCCACUUCUGGCUUAUGGUCUGGGAGCAGAAGACCAAGGCCAUCCUCAUGCUGAACCGCAUCAUUGAGAAGAACACGGUAAAGUGCCACCAGUACUGGCCGGUCGGAGACGAGGAGCUGGUGCUGCCCUCCGUGGGCCUCAAGGUCACUUUCCUCUCAGAGAAGCCCGCCACCAACUACACGGUCCGAGAGCUGCUCCUCACGGACCUCCAGGGCGGGGAAUCGCGGGUGGUGCAGCAGCUGCACUACACGACGUGGCCGGACUUUGGGGUGCCGGAGUCCCCCGCCUCGUUCCUGGCGUUCCUGCGGGAUGUGCGUGCCACGGGGGCCCUGGACGGGGCCGGACCCCCCGUGGUGCACUGCAGUGCGGGCAUCGGCCGCUCGGGCACCUUCUGCCUCGUCGACUCCUGCCUCGUGCUGAUCGAGGCCGCGGGGGGCCGCUUGGACGCGGUGGACGUGCCCUCGGUGCUGCUGGAGAUGCGGCGCUUCCGCAUGGGGCUCAUCCAGACCCCGGACCAGCUGCGCUUCUCCUACCUGGCCAUCCUGGAGGGGGCCAGGGCGCUCGCACGCUCGGACCGCCCAGAGGCGGGGGCUCGCCCGGCCGCCCCCAGACUGGCGGAGCAGAACGGACUUGGAGAGGACGCGAGCUCCACGUCGGAGGCGUCAGACUCCUCGGACGACGAGGACGAGGGGGACGAGGACAGGGACCCCCCUGAGGUCCCCCCGGCCCCGCCGCUGCCGCCCCGCCUCCUCAAGCGCCCCUCCGUGGAGACACCCCCCUGCAAGAGCGAGGACUGGGAGCUGCGCCAGCGCCAGCGCCGGGAGCGGCUGAAACGCACGGCGCAGACGGUGCAGCGCAUGCGGCAGAAGCAACGCUCGUCGGAGGCCUGGCAGCAGCGGCGCCGCCUGCUCCAGCGCCUCUCCCUGGGCGCCGCCCUGGUGCUCGGGGUCGGACUGCUCGCCUACAAGAGCCUCUCGUCGUCGCAGCCCCCGUCCUAGCAGCGGUGCGCGAAAGACGAACUGCUGCGGACCUCCAAGGCGUCCACAAGUGCCGUCCGUGCCUCUCUUGCGUUUCUUCGUUGUUUCUCUUCUAAAUAACGCCAUUUAUGGAAAAAAAAAAAGAAAAGAAAGAUGCUUUUAGUCUUGCCACA